Molecule: messenger RNA, 2831 nt
Organism: Syngnathoides biaculeatus (alligator pipefish)
Lineage: Eukaryota; Metazoa; Chordata; Actinopteri; Syngnathiformes; Syngnathidae
Product: copine-3-like
Exons: 16
Coding region: 401-2017 (538 amino acids)
Biological process (GO): ERBB2 signaling pathway; cellular response to calcium ion
Cellular component (GO): plasma membrane
Molecular function (GO): receptor tyrosine kinase binding; calcium-dependent phospholipid binding
Source: RefSeq, a predicted model, not a curated record
UGGUAAUAUUCAAAGCGCGGUCGUAAGUGGCUAGCCUCUGAAAUGGCUAGCUUAGUUUUAAAAUCUCGAUCGUGUCUGUUCGUGAGCGAAACCACGCGGUCGUAAUGUCACAUUUCCCUUAAGUAUCGACAAGGCUCAGUAGCGUGUUUAAAGCUGUAACUCUAGGCCGAAUCGUGUGUAGUUUUAAGAUUGUUUUAUGUAAUCUGAAAAGGUUACCGUGAGGCACCCAGUCGUAUUUCCGCCAGAUAAACAUACUCUCACACAAGUGUUAACGCCCACCAGACAUUUUUCUUCACUCGUACAGUACCAUUGGAAAAAAAACUGCGUUAUUGAAGUAGUAUUUGCUAAAUCGUUUAUUACACAGAGCCUACAUACGCAAUUGUCGAUCCUGCGAAGAGCGAUGGCAGCUCAGUGUGUGACUAAAGUGGAGUUGACCGUUUCCUGUGAUAAUCUUUUGGACAAGGACAUUGGAUCCAAAUCAGACCCUCUGUGCGUGCUGCUAAUGAGCACGUCGAAUUCCCAGUGGUAUGAGAUGGAACGCACAGAAAAGGUCCAGAAUUGCCUCUGUCCAAAGUUCGCCAAAAAGUUUGUCAUCGACUACUACUUUGAGACGGUGCAGAAAUUGAAAUUUGGUAUCUAUGAUAUUGACAAUAAGACCAUUGAUUUGAGCGAUGAUGACUUCUUAGGAGAACUAGAGUGUACCUUGGGCCAGGUUGUCUCUAGUAGAAAACUGACCAGGCCGCUAGUUUUGAAGAACAAGUCGCCUGCGGGAAAAGGGACCAUUACAAUCAGUGCGGAUGAAAUAAAAGACAACAGGGUGGCAAAUUUUGAAGUGGAGGCAAGGAAACUGGAUAACAAGGAUUUCUUUGGGAAGUCCGACCCAUAUCUAGAAUUCUACAGGCAGACAGAAACUGGAUGGCAACUGGCUCACAGGACAGAGGUGGUGAAGAACAACUUGAAUCCUACAUGGAGACCCUUCCGAAUUCCCCUGCAGUCACUUUGUGGAGGAGACAUGGAGAAACCUAUCAAAGUUGAGUGCUUUGAUUAUGACAAUGACGGCUCGCAUGACCUUAUCGGAACUUUUGAGACCACGAUGAAGCGUCUUCAGGAGGCGUCACGCACUUCUCCGGCGGAAUUUGAAUGCAUCAACAGUAAAAAGAAGCAAAAGAAGAAAGGCUACAAGAACUCUGGCGUUGUGAGCGUGAAGCAUUGUCAGGUGGUAAAAGAGUACACAUUCCUGGAUUAUGUCAUGGGGGGCUGUCAACUCAACUUCACUGUGGCAAUAGACUUUACUGGUUCCAAUGGGGAUCCAAGGUCUCCUCAGUCUCUGCACUACAUCAGUCCACAGGGUGUGAACGAGUACCUCUCUGCUAUUUGGUCAGUGGGCAACGUCAUUCAGGACUACGACAGUGACAAGAUGUUUCCUGCCUUUGGCUUCGGUGCCCAGAUCCCCCCAACAUGGCAGGUUUCCCACGAGUUUCCCCUCACUUUCAAUCCCUCAAAUCCAUUCUGUGCAGGUGUUGAAGGGAUAGUGGAGGCCUACAGGGUUUGCCUUCCCCAAGUCAAACUUUACGGUCCCACGAACUUCUCACCAAUUAUCAACCAUGUAGCGUGUUUUGCAAAGCAAGCCCUGCAGCAGAACACUGCAUCUCAAUACUUUGUGCUGCUCAUCAUCACCGAUGGAGUGAUCACUGACAUGGAUAACACACGGAAUGCCAUCGUCAACGCCUCACGUCUGCCCAUGUCCGUCAUCAUCGUGGGAGUGGGCGGGGCAGACUUCACGGCGAUGGAGUUCCUGGACGGAGACGACGGGCGUCUUCGCUCUCUGACUGGCGAGCCUGCAAUGCGAGACAUUGUCCAAUUCGUUCCAUUCAGGAAGUUUCAAAAUUCUCCAAAAGAAGCAUUGGCAAAGAAUGUCUUGGCUGAAGUUCCAGGUCAGCUUGUGGAGUUUUGCAAUGCCAUGAAGCUGAGCCCACCCAACACCAAUCCUGUUGCAAAGCCCCCGGAUGCCAUCUGACGUUGCUCCAACAAUCAACCGGCUACCAUUCCACAACAUUACACAAUACAGUACUGUUUUUCUACUUGACUUGAUAAAACGACAUAGAACGCAAGCAAUCCACAUUAUUUGAGCAGUCACACUCUUUUAUAAAGCAAAGGAUCAUGCGCCUAAAUUCUAACACUUCUAUUUCAGACACAUUUUCAGGCAGCUUACUAAAGAUUCACUUUUGAACAGUUUUACACUUGAUAAAAGGGCAUCCAUUACAACUUUAUGUACAAAUAAGUCAAUUUACUUUGCCCCGUUAAAUUCAAUGUAGGCUCAUUGCAACUGCUACUUAUACACACUGCUGCUGCUGCUGUUUGUUUAAUCUGUAGUACGUUUUCUUUUUUUUAGCAAGACAAGUCUCGUUUUUAACUUGUAACAUUGUUAGUAGUAAUUGAACAGUUUUAGACAUUAUCCUGUUUAUGGACUUAAGUUUACAUCCUCAUGUAAUGAAAUAGCUUUUUACAUUGCUGAUUUUUGCACAAGGAUUAUUGCAUUGCAUAAAUGUAAGCCAUUAGUUUGCUUUUUACAAUAUUUUUUUUCCCACUUAAAUGCCAAAACACGGCACAUGCUAUAUCAAAUGAUAAACCUUUCAAAGCACUUAUCCGAGAUGUACAAAUGUCAUUCUCGUUUUGGAUUCGUCUUUGUGCCUGCUGUUUAUUUUUCGCAGAACAGACUCGCCAAUUAUGACACUGAUAUAGAUAAUUAUUGCCACAAAACUAACAACAAUGUACAUCAGUAUUAAUAUAGGGUGGAUACAUUUAUUUUAAAUAAAUAAGACAAUCCUGCA